This is a messenger RNA of Cyprinodon variegatus (sheepshead minnow), 2522 nucleotides long. RefSeq names its product sphingosine 1-phosphate receptor 1-like (gene s1pr5a). Bases 433 to 1566 code for a protein of 377 amino acids. The transcript is spliced from 2 exons. Gene Ontology annotation, molecular function: sphingosine-1-phosphate receptor activity. The record is from RefSeq and is a predicted model, not a curated record. Gene Ontology annotation, cellular component: membrane. Gene Ontology annotation, biological process: G protein-coupled receptor signaling pathway. NCBI's taxonomy places the organism in Eukaryota, Metazoa, Chordata, Actinopteri, Cyprinodontiformes, Cyprinodontidae.
CCCCCGCAUGUUGAGUCCUGCCCGCCCUCACUUCCACUCAGUAUUCACUCUCAUGGUGCACUCUGAUCCACAUUCAGAGCGCAGCGUCCUCUCAUGCAGCCGUGGGUUCACUCCUGCACACUUUAGGUAUCCGUGGAUAUUUGGCGUGGAAGUUCUUUAAGGCUGCCUUCUCAUCUGUGUGUCCCAGAUAUUGAACAAAAAGAUUUUGGGAGGAAACUUUUGAAACCACAAGAAAGCCUGGCUGACAACAUCAAAGCAACACCUUUUUCCCCUGCUUACGUAUCAAGAGACGGAAGAAUGUCUGACAGCAGGACUCUGACAUCUUGUUUGUGGAUCUAAUUUUAUAAUCCGUAGAAAAGGCGGAAAAAGAAACCAGUCUUCCAUUCCUGGGGAAUCCCAACAAUAAGUACAGUUUCUACCAAAGCUGCAGUAAUGGACUCCAUGUUUAGUGUGUACCUGAACGAACAAAUCAUUGAGGAGCACUAUAAAUACACAGGCAAGCUAAAUGGGACCAGCGGGGAUAAGUACAAGACUGGACUCAAACCAGACGCCAUUGCUUUCCUGCUUGUCUGCCUGCUUAUUGUUGCAGAGAAUGCUGUGGUGCUUAUUGCCAUCUGGAAGAACAAGAAGUUCCAUAUCCCCAUGUACUAUUUACUGGGGAACUUAACUCUCUCAGACCUGCUUGCAGGUUUAACCUACAUGAUAAACAUCAUGACAUCUGGUGCCAACACGAUGAACAUGACCCCCUUGCUAUACUUCCUGAGGGAGGGCUGUGUGUUCAUCACGCUGGCCGCCUCCAUCAUCAGUCUGCUGGCCAUCGCCAUAGAGCGCCACGUCACCAUGGUGAGGAUGAAACCCUACCAGGGCCAUAAACAGGGACGGAUGUUAGCUCUGAUCUUAUGCAGCUGGGUGCUGUCAGUGUUCCUGGGUGUUCUGCCAGUCCUGGGCUGGAACUGCAUCUGGCAGCUCAAUAAGUGCUCCACCGUCCUGCCGCUCUACGCUAAAAGCUACAUCCUCUUCUGCAUCACCGUCUUCAGUGCCGUCCUCAUGUCCAUUGUGGUUCUCUAUGUACGAAUCUUCCGCAUCGUCAAGUCCAAUACCCAGCGCCUCGCCACAGUUCCCCAACGCAAAGGUCUUUACCGCAAGUCUCAGAAGUACAUGGCCCUUCUGAAAACCGUCACCAUCGUCCUUGGGGUCUUCAUCGCUUGCUGGAUGCCCCUUUUCAUCCUAUUCCUUCUGGACUUCAGCUGUCCAAUCAAUGAAUGCAAGGUGCUCUUUAAGGCCGACUACUUCUUGGGCCUCGCAGUGUUAAACUCCUUCCUUAACCCCAUCAUCUACACGCUGACCAGCAAGGACAUGCGGAAGGCCAUUCUCAAACUGCUCUGCCACCGCUGCCUCCUAACUGCAGACGGGAGAAUGAAAAAGUUCGGUUUGGCCUUCCUGGACUUCAGCACCACCAAGACGGACGCAACGUCUCACAGACUAGAGGGAAUGGAGACGACGGUUUCUUCUGCGAACCUUCCCUCAACUAUUAAAGCUAUUUAUCCAAGGAUAUCCAAGAUAUAACACUCUGACUCAGAACUGAAAGGAAAGCACGCAGACUGAAACUGGUCGUGCUGCACUUCGAUUUGUGCAAAAGACUCAUAUUUAAAGAAACAUUGGAAGGAAGAGAAAAAAAAAACUGUUGCACUUUGAAAUUAUUCUAGUUUUAAAUUGUCCACGUUUAUAAAGCUGGGAGAAACAAAUUUCAUGUUUGACUCAUAUUUAUACCACUUCUAUGUGCCUUCAUUGUUGCUGAAAGCUAGUCUUUCAUAGCAUUACCAUUAAAGACUCUUAAGCAAGGCCAGUAUUAAUCCAAGACAAAACCUAAGUUGUCUAGUAAGUUCUUGCAGAGGCCAAUAAAUCCAAGCCUUAGUGUUGACAUUAUGCAGCAUCUGUAAUGUGCAGCUGAUUAAGAGGGGAAAGCCCAAGAUUAAGCUUUAGGCUUCUCUCCCACUGCCUUUGUAGCAUAUAAUGACACGUUGUCGUGAUCACGGAGCCAUCCACACCCAAAAAAAUUGGCGGCUGCCCAAAGGUUGUAAUCUCUGCCAUGUGAGUUUUGGUCAGCGCCGAGGCCGGCGGCAUCAGAGACUCUAAAGACGUCAGACAGAGGGGCCGGGCUGGGUGGCCCUUCAGCUUUGGAGGUCCCUCAAACACAUGUAGCAUCACACACGACCAGUGCUUUAAAGCAAUAAAAGCUGACAGCCGAGGCGUGGCGACGCCUUUUUUGCAGGCUGGAACGUGGCAGUUAAAAGUUAUAGCUUGAUAGACAGACAUUUCUGCUAGAGGACGCUCAUCUUUAUUCUGUGAAUUUCUUCUUUUUGUGUGUGUGAAGGCCUAUCAGUGAAAUUUAAUCACAUUGUAAAAACAAAAAAUGUAAAGAUAAAAAUCUAUUUUCUUGUAUUUAGUUUGUAAAUAUGUCUUACCUUCAUUACCUACAUAAAUUAUGCUUUUUUAUAUCUGCACUGAAUAAACAUGUGAAU